AUGGCGCAUUCAAAGGAGUGGCAAAAGAUGCUACGCGGAGAGUUGUACUGGGCCUGGGACGAAGAUCUACAAGCGAAUCGAACACGAUGCAAAAAAGCAUGCGACGAGUUCAAUGCCGCGGGCGCAGUGUGCCGGCGUCGCAUGGUGGAGCUUUGGAGAAAUAUUGUUUGCGACGAACGACCCAUGCCGCCAGUGAACCCGGACCCGAAAGAAGACGAAGCGCUCUUCGAGGAAACCGACCCAUUCGUGGACGGACCUAUCUCAGUGGACCACGGGCUGAACCUCAAGGUUGGCAAAGGCACGUUUCUCAACUUCAACUUGCUUGUUCUUGAUACAUGCCUCAUUACGAUCGGAGAGAAUGUCUUGUUUGGACCAAACGUCUCCAUCUACGGUGCGACGCACCCUCUUGAUCCGGCGGUGCGGCGGGGUCUGAAAGGGCCGGAGGCGGGGAAGGAGAUUCAUAUUGAAGAUGAUGUUUGGAUUGCGGGUAGUGUGAUUAUUCUCGCUGGUGUGCGUAUUGGGAAAGGGAGUACUGUUGGGGCGGGCGCUGUGGUUACCAAGGAUGUUCCUCCGUUCCAUUUUGUUGCUGGGAACCCGGCGAAGAUUAUUCGAAAGAUUGAGACGAGCAUGGAAUCGGAGGGGCAAUGA
Molecule: messenger RNA, 648 nt
Organism: Penicillium cinerascens
Lineage: Eukaryota; Fungi; Ascomycota; Eurotiomycetes; Eurotiales; Aspergillaceae
Product: sugar O-acetyltransferase
Exons: 3
Coding region: 1-648 (215 amino acids)
Molecular function (GO): acetyltransferase activity
Source: RefSeq, a predicted model, not a curated record